AUGGAAUCUGCUGCCACUGUUAGUAGUAAUGGUUACUUGCAGGGAUCUAAUAAAAUUUCUUUGAACAUUCAUACAAGGGAAAAUUUUUCAAGUAGCAACGAGACCGAAGACGACGACGAUUAUCGCCAAGAAAGAAUUAACCAAGAAAAUUUUCAAUUUGUUACUUCACCCGUUAGUGAUGCUUCUUUUAAUGAUGAUGACGACAAAGAUGAUGUUAUGGAUGGCCAAAAUCAAUCUUUUAAUAAUGGUCGAAGUGCUCCUUUUACUCCGGCUAAUUCUCCUCCACUGUCAUCCGAGGAUAACAACAAAAGUGCAAGCACAUCAAUUAACAAUAAUAUUGAGAAUGAAGCAACAAAAAAUAAUAGUAAUUCAUAUUUUAAAACUCUUCAUCAUUCUCAUUCUCAUUACUCGUUACAACAUCAACCACUAAGUGCACGUCAUAGACUACAAAGUCAUAAUCAUCAUCACAAUAAUAAUCACGAGCCAAACCUGCUCUCUCAUCAUAAAAGACUGCGGAUGAGCGAAGAUCAUUCCUCAAAUGGUCCCUUAGUGCUACCGCCAAUAAGGAGUUUUGCAUCUUCAUGGACUCCUCUCGACCAAUUUGCUGCGAUUUCUGAAGCUGUACGUUCGGAUUCACAAAGAGCCUUAAAAUCACCGAGAUUGGCAAAACCAGAAGUAUCAGAAUUAUCAUCAUCCCCAGAAGAUAGUCAUCAUUAUCAACAACAACAACAUGUGACUUCAAAGAAUAGUGUUGGUGGUAGUUCACAAGAGCAUGAACGCGAACAUUUAUUAAGAAGAUCUUCUUUUGAUACGUCGCAGAUGAGGUAUUCUCCACUUACACCCUCUGUAUUGAAUCCUUACGCUGCACGAUUACCUCCUUCUUCAUUUUUGGAAAGACGUCAUUCUGAUUCUCCGGCAGCUCAAGCAAGAAAUUUAGAGGCAUCUCGUGUUACAUCUCCUGGAUCAUCUUAUUCAACGUAUGGUGGUGCUGGUGUUGGUAUUUACGCGGCAAAUGCUAAUCCUAAUAGCAAUAAUAAUAAUGGAUACGCUUCAUCACCGCACAUGUCAAUGCCUCAGCAUUUAUCCUCACCAUAUCAUGAUCCGUCAAAUGGAGCAUCGAUGGUCAAAGCGAAGCGCAAGCGUGCCAAUGCUAAUCAGCUUAAAGUUCUCAAUGAAGUCUUUCAACACACGUUUUUCCCAUCAACGGAAUUACGUAUUCAGCUAGGAAAACAGCUGGGCAUGUCACCGCGUACAGUACAAAUUUGGUUCCAGAAUAAACGGCAAAGUUGGCGUAGUAAGACAAGAGCAUCAACGACUAAUGGAGGAGCUCAAGGGGAUGACGAUCAAGGAAUGAAUCCUGAAGAGAUGGACACUAACGAUGAUAAUAACGGUAGUACUGGCAAUGAGCAUCGUAAUAACCUGGGACGAAGAUCAAGUAAUUCUAGUAUGAGUUCUUCGGAUGAAGAGGAACAAGAUCAGCGAUCGAUGCCUGAUUCGCCAUUGGAUAGUUCAUCAUCCUAUUAUCGAAAUAAUGGUGGUGGUGAUUACUUUUCACGGUCUCAACUUAAUAGCAGUAGUGAAAGCAUAAAUGGUACUUCUUCUACUUAUUCACAGCUACAACAGCAUAAUCAUCAUCAACAGAAUUAUCAUCCUUCUCCUUCGUCUUCUUCGAUUCAUCAAAAUGAAGAGUAUUUUCAUUCUUCUCAUCAUCAUGGUCAUGUUUCGGGUUCAAAUAUUUCGAAUUCUUCGUCUCCUCUUUCCCCAUCAUCGUUAUUAAAUCGUAAACCAAGUGGCGAACGACUACCAAAUAUUGUCUCUUCCACUAGAUUACCAGCACCUAUCUCCAAUAAUGCUAAUUCAUCAUCACCGCCGUCAUCAAGUCAUCGUCAUCAUAUUCAUCAACCACUUCCGCCAACUUCCUCAUUUGGAUACACGUCCAUGGUUAAUACUGGUGGUAUCUAA
Molecule: messenger RNA, 1962 nt
Organism: Ambispora gerdemannii
Lineage: Eukaryota; Fungi; Glomeromycota; Glomeromycetes; Archaeosporales; Ambisporaceae
Source: the annotation of a GenBank genome assembly